Molecule: messenger RNA, 2399 nt
Organism: Larimichthys crocea (large yellow croaker)
Lineage: Eukaryota; Metazoa; Chordata; Actinopteri; Sciaenidae
Product: zinc finger protein 287-like
Exons: 2
Coding region: 343-1155 (270 amino acids)
Source: RefSeq, a predicted model, not a curated record
UGCAUCAGCUGCAGGAGAGAGGUGUGGGGAGGGCUCAGGAGAGCAGCGCCAGGUGAGAGUGAUUGACACACUGGUUCCCGACUGGCUAAUCACUCUCGCCCUUUUCCCAACACAGGAGCGUGCUGGACCAGAAGAAAGGAACCACGGACAAAGACGAACAAAAAGAGACGCACGGCAGACGGCAGCAAGACGCCUGUGAUCGGCUGCAGUGUGCGUGAUUUCUGUACUAAUAAAAGAGCACUUGCAAAUGAGCUUGGGACUCGGUGUACUCUGUGCGAAAAGAACCCACAGUGGCAGUGAGCGUGUCACAUUUUGGCGCCCAACCAGCUCAGCACAGAGGCGAUGUCGGAGCCGCAGCAAGUUCAGCCAGUGAUGGCGCUGGCCCAAAUGGUGGCGGAGGUCGCCGCGAUGAGCCGGGACCAGGCGGUGGCCAGCAGGCAACAGCUCGCGGCGCUGCAGCAGCAGUCGGAGAGGCAGACGCAGCUGCUGGAGGCGAUGUUGGUCCGGGCGGGGACAACGUCACCGGGUCCCUCGCUCCCCGGCAUGACCUUGCACAGGAUGACUGGGAAUGAUGAUGCGCAGUCGUACCUGGAGAUGUUUGAGGCGACAGCGUCGGCGUGCGGCUGGCCGGAGGCAGAGUGGGCCGUGCGACUGCUUCCACUGUUAUCCGGGGACUCGCAGACUGCAGUGCUCGGCCUGCCUGCCUCCUCUCGGGGGCAGUACCAGUCCGUGAAGAGGGCUGUCCUGGACCGACUGGGGUACUCGGCCGAGGACCACCGCCGGAGGUUUCGGGGGACCAAGCUGGGGCCCGCCGACCGCCCGUUCACCUAUGCCCAGCAGCUGAGGGACGCGGCUUAUAGAUGGCUGCAACCGGGGGAGACCACGGGCGAGAGACAGCUGUUGGAGAAGAUCGUGCUGGAACAGUUCGUGGAGGGGCUGCCGGCUGGCACCCUCGAGUGGGUGCGUUGUCACCGCCCCGACGACCUGGUGGCUGCCGUCGCCCUCGCGGAAGACCAUCUGGCCGUCCACUCCCGGGGCCAGGCAUCAGAGGCGCGGCCAGCGUCCUCCGGCCGUCCCAGCCCUGCACCUCGCAGGAGACCCGCGCCCUCCGCCGCAGUACACACCCGCUCGCCCCUUCCCUGCUCCUCGCACUAACAUCCCUUCUUUUUCUCUUCCGCCACAGGGUCGAGCCACUACGGGCGCUGCUCUUAGCCCACAGAAGGUCCUUCAGGCGGCAGGGCAGGAGUGCUGGAGGUGCGGGCUGCCCGGACACUUCCGCCGCGAGUGUCCACUAAUGGAGGUCGGGCAGGUGAUCCGGGUUGUCGGCCCUCCGGCGCCCUCCCCCGGUCCAGGAGAGACGUACAGCGUUCCGGAGCGUGCUGGACCAGAAGAAAGGAACCACGGACAAAGACGGACAAAAGAGAGACCACUUAUCUCAACACCUUUGUGGACCUGGCUCUUCAGACAAAAGACCAGGUCAAAACCCUAGGAUUAACUUUAUAUUCUAAACUCAACUUUGAGGCUCAUAUCAAAACAUAACCAAAACAUAAUUUUAUCAUCUUAGAAAUAUUGCCAAAGUCAGAUCUCUCGUCAAUCAGGCUGACACAGAAAAAUCAAUUCAUGUACAUACAUGAAUAACAUACAUAUUUACACAUAUAGGUGCCUAGAUACACAGUUAAUAUAUCUGACAAGUAUAGGAGACAAAAGGUUCCUGGUGUUUACCAUUUAGCUGUCUUGAGAAGGUAAAUGGUUCUGUACUUGUAUAACGCCUUUCUAGUCUUCCGACCACUCAAAGCGCUUUACACUGCAUAUCUCAUUCACCCCAUUAACACACAUUCAUACACUGAUGGCACUGGCUACCAUGCAAGGUGCCAAGUGCUCAAUAGUUUUAGGAGCUAGGCAUUCAUACGCAUUCACACACCUUCGGGAGCAAUUUGGGGUUCAGUAUCUUGCCCGCUCUGCCUCUGAGUCACAGCCGAUACGCAACCAUCUACAUCACAAAGAAUCAAGGUGCACCUUUUCUUUCAUCUCAGUUAUCAUUUAUUCAUCCACCCAGACCCUUUCAGCUGUUAUGUCCUCUGCUGACCAGAAUACUCCCCUAGGGAGUAUAAGGCAAACCUUAUACUCAUACCUCGUACUGGCUGUUACUCCAGGCUAGUGCAUUUCUUUCCAUAGUGGACACUGAGGCUUCACUAUCAUAGCUGCAAUCGCUAGUGGGACUGUUAGGCUCUCUAAAUAGAAGAGCUGAUGGUAGUUUGGGACAAAGUGUACAGCAGUGGAAAAUCUGGCACCAUCCACAGGGAGUUAUGGGAAUGCUUGGGCAUCUGGUUAACAUGAUUGUGGCCAUACAGAUACAAGUGAUAUUAAAUUCCUCAUCUAACUCAAGAAAGUGAAUACUU